This is a messenger RNA of Brachypodium distachyon (stiff brome), 327 nucleotides long. RefSeq names its product isoflavone reductase homolog PCBER-like. The transcript is spliced from 2 exons. Bases 1 to 327 code for a protein of 108 amino acids. NCBI's taxonomy places the organism in Eukaryota, Viridiplantae, Streptophyta, Magnoliopsida, Poales, Poaceae. The record is from RefSeq and is a predicted model, not a curated record.
AUGAGUAGCAUACUGGUGAUCGGCGGGACGGGGAACAUCGGGCAGCACCUCGUGACGGCGAGCCUCGACGCCGGCCACCCGACGGCCGUGCUCGUCCGCCCGACCACCGUCGCCUACGACUCCGGAAGGGCCAGGCUCUUGAAGGCUCUUAAGGCCCGCGGGGCCACCCUUGUCUACGUACUUAAUUUGGGGCGUGCGCCGGGGGACAUGAACGACCGUGGCAGCUUGGUGACGGCGAUCAAAGAGCAUGGGGAGGUGGUGAUCUGUGCCGUUGGACACGGCAGAUCGGAGGAGCUGGACGGCCAGCUAACAUCAUCCAAGCCGUAA